This is a messenger RNA of Mytilus trossulus (common blue mussel), 1391 nucleotides long. RefSeq lists its product as uncharacterized. The record is from RefSeq and is a predicted model, not a curated record. NCBI's taxonomy places the organism in Eukaryota, Metazoa, Mollusca, Bivalvia, Mytilida, Mytilidae. The transcript has 2 exons. The coding region runs from base 165 to 1385 and encodes 406 amino acids.
AUCGAUAUUUCAUAUAAGAAACGUUUUGAGCGAUUCGCUUGCCUUCUUUCAUAGACAUAUAUAUACAUAUACGUAUCAAUAUAAAUCCGCUAUCAACAGGAAUACCAGUGUGAGCUAUAAAUAACUAUCAAUUUCAUUAGUUGAUGGUUUAAAUCAGUUUGUACAUGUGUGUGGUGACAUUGUAUGAUAUGGCUUAUCGGCGUUUUUUAAAUUUCCAGCCUAUUGAUAAACUAUCAUGGCGAAAACGAGACAAACAAUAUGAAUGUUUACCUACCGUCAAACAAAUGAUAACAGACAUUGGCAUUUAUCGUACUAUGUGGACGAAGAUACAAAGGAUUCCAGGGAAGAACAGCUUCGUGAAAGCAAAACGUGAAAUAGUGAAGGAAUUCCUCUUCCAAGUUCAGCAAGGUGAAGAUAUAGGAUUGAAUGACCAAGGUACAUUUGAAAAAGUUUUCAAUGCCGAAACGACAAAAAGGGGACGAAAACGGGAAUGGUCGCCAUCUGAAGAGGACUCAUCACGAAAGAAAAUAUGUAAUGAGCUCCCAAGUAUUGAAGAAAGACGCGACCAAGACAGCUUACCACACUCUAUGGACAUUGAAGAUUCGGAAGGAGAAAACAACGACAAAGGCAAUAAAAUAAAAGAAACCCAAAAUUUACUGCGGGGUUACUGGCAUUUAGAAGAUGAAUUUAAGAAGUUAUCAGACGAAGAACAAGAAAAUUAUGUUGGUGAAAUAGACGUCGAGACGUGCAUACAAGAAUGUCAUCAAGUUCUGAUGCGUGAUUUGCUCAAUGAAACCAAAACUCAGCCUGGAAAAUUCAGUGUUCUACCUAGAUCAGCAAAUUUUGAAGGAAAAGAUUACCUUUAUCCAUCGUAUGCAACUGAGGAAAUUGCCUUUCAAGCAGUUGAUACAAUUGUUUUGGAGUACAACAAGAUGGUGAGAGAAAUUUCAAAAAUAGAAAAUAAACAUGAGAAAUUGGAACGUUCACUUAAGUGCGCUACUGUAUUGCUUUUUGGGUUUUUAACACUCCAUCCGUUUGCAGACGGUAAUGGCAGACUAGCUAGAUUAUUAUGCAGUCAUUGUUUAAAAGUAUUCUGUCCUUUCCCAACUUCAAUUUAUAACGUGUUUUCUCAUUCUACAAGAUACGAUUAUGUACGGGCACUUGUUAACGCUAGACGACAUUUACAAAUGGACUCUGAUCAAAUACAACAUAAUGAAGAUGCCAUCAAAGAAGCUGAGUUAAUUUUAGAACAGAAACCAGAAGAACUAUGUUCUCUGGUAAUCGAAAGUAACUGGUUUACAUGGCGACAAUUCCUACAUAGGAUAGGAGAAGAUAUUCCACUUUUCGAUUUUGAAAAGAAGCCUCAAGAAAUAAAGGAAACAUAAGAUGUU